CUGGGAGGCGGAGGGUAAAUAACAACGUAGCACUCUGCGUGUGUUUUGGCCCCGCCUGUAGCCGACAGAAAGGCUGCCAAACGCCGCUUGAUUCCCCAAACUAUUUGAAACAUAACUUCGGAUAAGGGCACACUAGACACGAGAUACAAACAACAGACGAAUGGAAUGAUUUUAUUGACGUCGGACAUGUUUUAUUUCGACUAAGAUUGGGCGUGCGGUGCCGUUUCUUUGCCAACGCUGUGCGAAUUCGGCGUAGAUGUAGUGGAGUUUGACGCAAAAAAGUAGAUAUAUAUUUUGUUUCCUAUGCGAACAUGAGCUUUCCGGGGCGCUUUAAUCUGGAAUGGACACCCAGCUUCGAAAUUCAUCGCCAUGCAGCCCAAGGUAUUCGUGGGAUGCUGCAAAAACCCAAGAAGCCCUAUACAAGCACCCCAACCAUCCUCCACAAUCUGUAAUAUUGAACACAAGUUUGAGUUUGUUUGAUAUGUACUGAGACUGACUUGUUGGCUCUAUCAUGGUGUUUUAGAGAUUAAUUUAAGGCCGUCAGGGUACACUGAUUCCUUGUGCCUGCAUGGACAUUUGAUAGCAUCAACAUUAUUGUUGGUGAGGAAUUCUCCCACAGGCCUAGGAUGCCAGAAUGCCCAUAUCCCAGGACAAUGCCCUCAGUAUCCUUUCACUUCUCAACGAGUGGCUUGGAGCUCAUGCCGAAAGAUCACACCUUAAGGAAAAUUUGAAUCUGGAAACUUGUGCCAGCAAGGCCUGUAACCAGAAUGGGGAUACAGAUAAAGUGUACAGUUGCAGUAAUAUCAAUAGUCUUCAUGUGGAGAACUUGCCCCUGUGUUUGUCUGCUAUCCAGAAGCUAGUAGAAUACAUCAAGUUCAACUUCGUGGAGGAUCACUCCGCUUCAUCAGCCGACCUGUCAUCCUACAACGGAGUAUCAGAUGUUGAGGUUCAUGCUAUUUCUAUCAGGAAAAAUGAAGAGGAUCCAUCAGAUUUUGGUCUUAGCUUUGGAAACAUCCCAAUUUUUGGGGAUCCUGAUGGAAAAAAAAAGGGAGGACCAAGGAGGAGAAGAGAUCAUAGCCCCAUCAUGCGCGUGGGCUGCAUCUGGGUGACUGAAGUGAGAAAAGGGAGCCCAGCCGCCUGGUCUGGCAGAAUCAGACUGAGAGAUGAACUGCUCUCACUGAAUGGACAGCUGAUGGUGGGAGUAGAUGUUAGUGGAGCCAGUUACCUGGCUGAUCAGUGCUGGAAUGGAGGCUAUGUUUACCUUGUCCUGUUGCGGCGAGUCAAGCGAAAAGCUCCUCUCCCUCCCUCUGGUGUUGAUGGCAGUCAAAGUACUUCAAUCAGUAAUGACUGCUGUGAUGACCAGCCGCAGAGCAUAACUUACGCUGACUACAUUGACGGUCCAGUAACAGGCAAACGUACACGCAAAUUUGGUGUCAUAUCACGGUCACCCUGCAAAAGAGAGAACAAAGGUGAUACUGACGCGGAAUUUCAGAGUUAUUGUAUUGACUUCAGUUCCUCUAGCUUUGUUGAUGAAGAAGUCCGCUCUUCAAAGGAAAAAACAGGACUUAUCAUCUCCACACAUACGCCUACAGAGGAAAGUCACGGAACUGUUCCUCAUUCCAAAGUUACCCACCAUCAUUGCCACAAUGGAGGCACUGCUACACUGCCUUUAAGAAGUCACAGUCAACUAUUGGAAAGCAAAAGGGAUUCUUUCUGCAGUCAACUUUCUAACCAGCUGAGGGAGGGCUGCCACAUCUGGAAAAUCCAUUUGGUGAAAGCUCAAGAGGGUUUGGGCAUACAGAUUACUGGGGGGCGUGGUUCCAAGCGCUCUCAACAUGGUAUUAACAUAGCUCGUAUUGAGGAGGGAGGAACAAUUCACAGGGAUGGCCGUCUUCAAGCUGGUGAUGAGUUGCUGAUGAUAAAUGGUCAGUCGCUAGUGGGUCUUACCCAUCAAGAGGCUGUUUCUAUCCUCCGCUCUGCUACAGGUCUAGUCCAGCUCGUCAUUGCCAGCAGGGGGGAAUCUGAUGUAGGUUUCCAACACCACCCAUCCACCAGUUUGCCAGAUCUGUUGACUAACCUGGAGAAACUAGAGGACACAUGUCAGAGAGAAGCAGUCAGAGGAUCUUGCUGCAGUCCUGCACCCAUAAAGGGCAUAGGAGGUAGCAGUCGCUUGGAGUCAGUUGGUGAAGAUGAUGAGCUCUUUCUGGAAAAUGGUGUGAGCUGCUGUGAUGUCGUGGAGAAGUCCUCAAAGCCAGGCAGACGUAAACACUCCCUACCACAACAGCUAGAUACUGCUGGAGAUAGACAGGAAUAUCAAAUAAUUAAGAAAUCAGCACGUUCGUUGAGCACCAUUCAAGUGGAAUCACCAUGGCGACUUGCACAGCCAUCCAUUAUCUCCAGCAUCGUACUGAUGAAAGGCCAGGGAAAGGGCCUGGGAUUCAGCAUUGUUGGCGGCCAGGAUUCAGCUCGUGGUCAAAUGGGAAUUUUUGUGAAGACCAUUUUCUCUCAUGGUGCUGCUGCAGCUGAUGGACGCCUAAAACAGGGGGAUGAGAUUCUGGAGGUAAACGGAGAGUCUCUCCGAGGACUGACACACCAACAAGCCAUCCAGACUUUCAAGCAACUCAAAAAAGGUGUUGUGACUCUGACAAUACGAACUUGCCUUCGGAGCCCCAGUCUUACGCCCUGUGCGACUCCCAGUAUUCAUAGCCGCUCCAGCUCACCCAACUCCAAUACUAGUGAGGGAACACCUGUUCCCUUUGGGAUUGAUGAGCCUGAUGGCCACAGGGGUCCUGGUCCAAAAGAUUGCAUCAUCAUGGAGGUCACACUCGAUAAAGAGCCUGGAGUUGGCCUGGGGAUUGGAGUUUGUUUUCUUACCCCAGAAAACUCUGUUCCUGGCAUCUAUAUCCAUAGCCUAUCUCUUGGAUCUGUUGCCAAGAUGGAUGGCAGCCUCAGUCGGGGGGAUCAGAUACUGGAGGUUGAUUCAGUCAGUCUUCGUUUUGCUGCCCUCAGUGAAGCCUAUGCCAUCCUCAGUGAAUGUGGCCCUGGACCAGUCAGUCUCAUUAUUAGUCGGCACCCUAAUCCCAAAAUAUCAGAACAGGAGAUGGAUCAUUUGAUAGCUCAAUCUACACAUAAGGGCAAAAUGAACAAGAGUCGACCAUCUCAUUCCCAAGCAGGCUUUUCCUGUAAGAGAGAUGGAUCACCUGCCCUCAGCUGGACAAUGAAAAGAUUUCUUGAGCCCGCCAGUCGGCAGGGAUCUCUCAGCUCAGAGAAAGAGUUGUCCCAAUACUUUUCAGCUGAUAUUUCCAGCCACUCAAUCCUGACGAAAUCAUUGGGCUUAAAUACAGAUGAGGCAGACCAACAAAGCGGCAACAUCUCUAUGGAGGACGUUGCAUCACAGCCUCCAGGAACCCCCACUUCUGCAACUGAAGUGAAAUGUGAUACCAUGUACAGUGCAUCACAAGACAAGACCUAUGUUCUAUCUAAUUAUCCUCAGGAUGCAGUCGGCCUGCCCACUGUUGUGUCCAAUCUCAUCCCAGUGUGGAGCCCACGCCUUCAUCACCAAAGGGUAAUUAAUUAUGAGGAUAAGCUGAGAAAAGAUGAGGACUCAGAAACUGGAGUUGCUGCAUUACCACUGGAUGCAGAUGAAGAUGCUAUCAAUUGGGGGGAAUUACACACAUGUGUAAGCAAUGAUGUGACAACACCACUAUAUAGUAGUUGCAAUGAGUAUAAGGAAGGCUAUACAAAUGGCUAUGAAAUACCUGGAUCAGAGUCACCCUUUAUGCCGAUCCGUUGCCUUUCAAAGCACAAAUCAGUGGAAGAAGAGGAUCAAUUGGUAUCGAAGCCUGAAGAUAAAGCAGCGACACUGGUCACAAGUAUGUUAUGUAUUGAAGGUCCAAACUUCACUGAGCAACAAAACCCCAGUGCUACUGGGUCUCCAUUAAGUGUGAACCCAUUCCAGUUCAAUGGUACGCUGUGUGGAAAAAAAUCCAUGAUUGCAAGUGGAUGGAUAAACAAUCAAUACUGUAUGAAGGGAGGUCCAAGUGAGAUUCGGGGUGUUUGUCCUAUUGAGACGGUAACUCUGACAAGAAAUAAGGAUGAAUCCUUUGGGCUGGACCUGGAGAUCAUAUCAUCACCUCUGAAAGUUGUCAUCAAUGGGUUAAAGCCUGGAGGUGCGGCAGAAAGGGAAUCAAAAGGAGUCUUGUGUCCGGGUGAUGAGAUUGUAACCAUUGCUGAAAAACUGGUGAGCUCCUGUAGCUACCAGGAAUUAUGUGAUCUCAUGCAUAACCUUCCCACGACAUUGUCUUUGGAAGUUAAGAAACCUGUCACAGCCGUAGAUGGGCUUUCCGCAUUGACAGUGUUCUCUGGGAGCAGUGAUGGAGCCACAAGACUCAUCCCAGACAUAUCGGAAGUAUUAAGUGCCAAGAUAGUUCAAUCUAACCACAAACCCCAAAUGAACAAUGACUGUCAAACUCCAAUCACCAGCAUUGAUGAUAUUAUAUCAGAAAUUAGCCCCGUUAGUGACCCUGUGUAUUCCCCGUGCAGCACCUCUCCUCUACAAAAUAUAUCUGAGAAAGAUGAUAUUCAUGUUCCCAUUCUGUCAAGUUCACACGACUCUUCUGCAAUGCAUACAGGAAAUGAAAAUGGGUGUCCCGAAUAUGUGAACCCACUUCUUGAAAACAACUCUACUACUGCAAGUGGAUUAUGCCCAGAAAUAGAUGAUGCUGGUAUACAUAAAGAGAACCAUCCCAAAGGACUUCACAACAGUGAUUCCAGUGGUGACUUCACACAUGACAACGAUGUCAAGCUCAGUAAACUAGCCAGUGGCAGUUACCAUCUUCAUGGGUCAUCCUCAAAUGGGAAGGAAGUGGAACUUAGUUCCUGUGACAAUCAAGUACCCAUUGAUGAUAGACAUAUAUAUCUCAACACGCCAUCAACUAGAUCUUUGCUUUCACACCAUGGCGGUGAAAACAAAAUCCUGGAUAAGAAUAUUGAUAUGUUUCUCAGCUCCUCGGAUAUGAUAAACAAAGAAUGCUUGGCACUUUCCCAGUCGAUACGAGUCUUAGCCACAGAGAAACCAUGCUCACCUUCAAAUGCAGCGUCUGCAUCACUUAUGGAGCAUCACAUUAAUAAUGCCAUUGAGUCUGACUCUGACAAAGCUUCUGAGGCAUAUAAUAGAAGCCUUUGUAUUCAUGGUAGCCUUUCCCCACUUGAUUACUGUACCAAUUACAGUAGCAAUACAAUGUUGUUUUGUGGUGCCUUGCUCAACUCAGAUGUACUGAAGCAGAGGUAUUUGAAUGUACAGACAUCUGAAUUUACAUCAGUAACAAACACAAACAGUUCUACCACUGACAGAUCAGCUACAGCGUUGUCAAACACUAUGACGAACGAAGAAAAAAACUAUGAGUGUAGACCAAAUUUAAUCCCAAAUGUUAGCCCCAAUACUACGCAUCAUGUUCUAACAUUCCCUGAUCAAUGUCAAGUUGAAACUCCGAUCAGACCAGACAAUAGCCUUAAACUGAAGCGUCUAAGAAUAAAGACUUGUAACACCAGAGAAGAGCCAUUGCAAAAUCCUACCAAAAGUGAAAGUAAAUUUCUUUCAUCAAGCAAUAAUAAUAAUUCCUUCUUCAACCAGCCUACAAACCUACUGCCAGAGAAAAUAUUGUCGCCGAUUUUUAAGGCCAAAAACCCACUUAGUAAGAACAGUGUUGCUUUAGCUAAAGCUAGUGUAAGAAAGACAGUGCAUGAUACAUCAGAUGAAACAUUUGGAACUGUAACUUCAAACAAAAAAGAUAUCAAUUUAGAUGUCAAAGCCAUAUCAAACACCAAGACAUUGUCACACACACCUGUCACGCAAAGAACAUUUAUUGAAGUUCAGUUGUCUUCUUUAUCUGGUAUGCCACCUGUUAGGGCAACAAAGCUCAUAGUAGAUUUAAAUAACGCUACAGCAACUCAAAUAGGCACCGAUGCAAGCUCAACAACUGUGCUCCCAAAUUCCAAUUCCAUAUUAGAUAUGACAAAUGUCACUGUUGAUAAAAUAGUAUCCAAUGCAAUGCCUCUUACUAAGGAAACUAAUCUAGGCUCAAGUAAUGACUUGAACCCCAACAUGGAGACAAGUGAUACCCCGAAGUCUAGGACAUCCAAACUGUACAAGAAGACAAUGCUGAGGCGAAGUUUUGUCGCAGAGACUCCCUUUUCGGUGGACUACAAUCCCUUCUCUGUCCAACACAAGAUAAAGUCCUUUGAAAAUCUUGCUCACUUUGACAAGCAUGUGGCUAAAUGUAGUGACAUUCAGUCUUAUGGUUUGGCAUACAGGGCGUCGCUCAACGAAAGGAUUGCAGGCUAUAUGGGCAUAAUAAAAUGUUCUGAUGACCGGGCACAACAACACCAUUGUAGCUCCUAUGAAGGCAAUUUAUUCUCAACCAGACCCUGCUCAUCACUGAUAUCACAGUCAAGCAUUACUUUGAAAAACCUUGAUCCUCCAUGUGCUAGCGCCAGUGCAGGUUGCUUGACUAAGAACAGUCUUGUCUCUGAAGUUUUGAAAGUUCCAGAUGUUACACCUGAGACUCCGCCAGUGGUGCGUAGGAAAAAUGCCAGACUUUUCAGCAACCGUUUGCAGCAAUCCAGGACUCUAAGUCUGCCUGAAUUGGGAAAACAGUUUACAGCUGACUUGUUGACCAGAAUAGAUGGUUUAGCUGAUAAAUCUGAGAGCACCAUCCUAUCCACUGCCACACAGACUGUGUGCUCUUCACCUUCUGCACUCCAUACAAAAGUAGAGAUGACAAAAGGAAACACUGGAUCCACUCAAGAAACAUCUGAAAAAAAAUUUGAGAUCCUGAAAAAAUCUGAACAGUCUGGACCAUCUUGGACCAGCAGAUUAAAAGAUCUAACUGCUUCUCCUGUGAGUCAGUCUAAAUUACAAGUGCUUCAGACGACUACGAUGAACAAGCUACUCCAGGAAACGAACAAUUUCAUAGAGGUUCAUCGGGUCUUCAGCAAAGGUGCAGCCAGCCUGGAGGGCACAAUUCUGCGAGAUCCAAAUACUGUUUUGAAAAUUGAGCUUCACAAGACAACUGCUGGCCUGGGUUUCAGCCUGGAUGGGGGAAAAUCCUCAAGUACUGGAGACCAGCCCCUUACUGUAAAACACAUUUUUAAAGGAGGUGCUGCUGAGCUGUCUGGGCUACUGGAAGUUGGUGAUGAGGUCUUAUCAAUAAAUGGAUUCUCUUUGGAAGGUCUCGUGCAUCAUGAUGCCUGGAAAAUCAUUAAAGCAACUAACGAAGGACCAAAUCACCUUGUCAUCCGCAGGCUUUGUGCUCAGCUGUAAUUCUUUAAUUAGUGGUAAUACUAAACUACUCCCAAGAAAGAAAUCAAAGUGCUACAAAACAAAGUAGUAGAGAUAAUGUUGUGUUCUCAGUCUUACAUGUUGUUUUACAAAUGUGAUUUGUUGUGUGAUUCUACUAUAUAUUGUUACCUGACGUUUGUAAUCUACCCUGUGAGAUGUGUCUCAAGGUUUGUUUACAAUAUAUUUAAUAUUGAUCAUAAAUGUCAUUUGCAAAUAAAGUGAUGAUUUAAAACGUC
Messenger RNA from Phyllopteryx taeniolatus (common seadragon), 7575 nucleotides. It is a transcript of the gene pdzd2, whose product is annotated as PDZ domain containing 2. Gene Ontology annotation, molecular function: protein binding. Bases 635 to 7321 code for a protein of 2228 amino acids. The transcript has 25 exons. The record is from RefSeq and is a predicted model, not a curated record. Lineage: Eukaryota; Metazoa; Chordata; Actinopteri; Syngnathiformes; Syngnathidae.